Messenger RNA from Jaculus jaculus (lesser Egyptian jerboa), 903 nucleotides. It is a transcript of the gene Sat2, whose product is annotated as spermidine/spermine N1-acetyltransferase family member 2. The record is from RefSeq and is a predicted model, not a curated record. The coding region runs from base 150 to 662 and encodes 170 amino acids. Gene Ontology annotation, molecular function: N-acetyltransferase activity. NCBI's taxonomy places the organism in Eukaryota, Metazoa, Chordata, Mammalia, Rodentia, Dipodidae. The transcript has 6 exons.
UGUUUGGGCUCAGCGGGACCAGGGCAGGACCCGAGCUCGGAGCUCGCGGUUCCUGCUGCCGGCUCUCCCUGCGUGCUGGGACCGGAGCCUGCCCGCCCUCCGCCGGGCCCUGCGGGACGGAAGCGGGGCUCGUCCUUGGUGGGGCUCGGAUGGCGUCGGUGAGGAUCCGAGAGGCCACGGAGGGAGACUGUGGAGACAUCCUGAGGCUGAUUCGGGAACUGGCUGAGUACGAGAAGCUCGCGGACCAGGUGAAGAUCAGUGAAGAAGUCCUGAGAGCAGAUGGCUUCGGAGAGAAUCCUUUCUAUCACUGUUUGGUAGCAGAGUUUCUUCCACCACCCGGGGAGCCGCAGGAGCGCCGCGUGGUGGGCUACGGGCUGUACUAUUUCAUCUACAGCACGUGGAAGGGACGAAACAUUUAUCUGGAAGACAUCUAUGUGAUGCCACAAUACCGGGGUCAAGGGAUUGGAACCCGGAUAAUCAAAAAGGUGUCUGAGGUGGCCCUGGAUAAGGGUUGCUCCCAGUUCCGCCUGGCAGUUUUGGACUGGAACAAGAGGGCGGUGGGCUUGUACAAGGCUCUAGGAGCUCAAGAUUUGACGGAAGCAGAGGGCUGGUGCUCCUUUCGAUUUGAGGAAGAAGCAAUGAGGUCAUUGGCAGGAAGAUGACGCCAUCCUUUGGAUCCGUCUCUGUGCUCCCCACUUUAAGUACUCCCCAAACUAUAUCCGCAGACACUACUACCCCAGAGGCCUCCCUGAGGAAGGAGGGUCGUUGGUGCAGAUUCCUAGAGUACAGAAAUGAGUGGGAGGCCUUCUUCAAGGUGAAAGAAAAAAAUAAAAGAUUUAGUGUCCUGAUGUGAUGUUGGGUAGAGCAGCUGAUAUGUAAUAAACUUCAUUCAGCCGCUUAAAA